AACCUGCUUUGUACUUUGGUAACACUGAAUAUGGAGUGGAUGAAGGCGCUGGUUACGUGGAGAUUCGUGUCUGGAGGACUGGAACAGAUCUGUCCAAAGCAGCUUCUGUCACGGUGCGUUCCAGAAAAACAGAACCAGUGUCAGCAGAGGCUGGAGUUGAUUAUGUGGGCAUCAGCCGUAACCUGGAUUUUACACCGGGAGUCAACAUGCAAGUGUUUCGAGUGAUCAUUCUUGAUGAUUUGGGCCAGCCGAUUCUGGAAGGGCCAGAGAAGUUUGAACUAGUCCUCUGCAUGCCCGCGAAUGCAGUGCUUGGGGAACCUAGCAAAACUACUGUCUUUAUCAAUGACACCGUCACUGACUUACCGAAAGUCCAGUUCAAAGAACCAAUGUACGUGGCAAAUGAAAAAGAUGAACAGCUGGUGGCCUUCAUUUAUCGAAGCGGUGACAUUAACCAUAAAUCCACAGUGCGUUGCUAUACUCGCCAGGGUUCUGCCCAAGUUAUGAUGGACUACAAGGAGAGGCCAAAUACAGAUGAUUCUGCAGUGGUGUUUCUCCCAGGAGAAACUGAGAAGCCCUGUGUCGUAACUCUGGAGGAUGAUGUAAUUUAUGAGGAGGAGGAGGAAUUCAGAUUGGUGCUUGGAACACCAAAAAGUGAUUCCACAUUUGGUGCUUCCAUUGGGGAUCAGAAAGAGACCGUGGUCAAGAUUAAGGAUGAAGACGACAAACCAGUGAUUAAAUUCUCUAAAAUAAAACACAGCAUUCAGGAGCCUCAGGAACCUGGAGAAAUUGCACUAGUAAGAAUCCACGUUCUACGCCUUGGUGAUAGCUCCAAAGUGUCUAUUGUCAGAGUGCACACUAAGGAUGGCUCAGCCACCUCAGGGGAAGACUACAAUCCAAUGUCAGAAGAUAUUGAAUUCAGAGAAGCAGAAACUGAGCAUUUUGUUGAAGUAGAGAUUCUAUAUGAUGGCAUAAGAGAAAUGAGAGAAGCAUUUACUGUCCACCUGAAAGCUGAUGAGAACAUGGUAGCAGAGACACAGAUGAGUAAAGCCAUUGUGUACAUUGAAGAAAUGGACAGUGUUGCAGAUGUGACGUUUCCAGCUGUGCCCCAGGUUGUCUCCCUUCUGAUGUAUGACAAUACUGCUAGAAGCAAAGAGAAUCCACACCCUCCAACUGGCUAUCCUGUUGUCUGUGUAACGGCAUGCAAUCCCAAGUAUUCAGACUACGACAAAACCGGAUCCAUCUGCGCCACGGAAAACAUCAAUGAUACUCUGACCCUGUACCGCUGGCUUGUCAGUGCUCCAAGUGGGAGUGAUGGUGUCACCAGCCCCAUGAGGGAAGUGGACUCCAACACUUUUUUUACCAGCAGCAAAUCCAUCUCCCUGGACUCUAUAUACUUCCAGGCAGGCUCCAGGCUUCAGUGUGCAGCUCGAGCUGUGAAUGCCAAUGGUGCUGCAGGUCUGGAGCUGCUAAGUCCAAUUUACACAGUCAACAGAGAGGAAGGUCUUUGCCAACCUCGCAUCCCAGGAACAGUAGGAGCGGAACCUUUCUCCGCUAAAAUUCGCUACACGGGUCCAGACGAUCCUGACCAUCGCAAUCUGAUCCGACUAACAGUCACAAUGCCCCAUAUGGAUGGAAUGCUGCCCGUUAUCUCCACACGCCCCUUAUCCAACUUUGAGCUAACGCUUAGCCCAGAUGGCACUCGUGUGGGGCACCAUAAGUGCUCCAACCUACUGGACUACAAUGAGAUCCAGACCAAACAUGGGUUUAUUACGGAGGAAACGAAGAACCCCAAAGUGAUCGGAGAAACGUCACCUUACCAGUACAGCAGUGCUCUGCGGUCUGCCAAAACCUUGCGUUUCUACCAGAACCUCAACCUUGAGGCUUGCCUUUGGGAGUUCAACAGUUACUACGAUAUGUCUGAGCUGCUGACGGACUGCAGCGGCUCCAUUGGCACAGAUGGGCAGGUCUUAAAUCUGGUGCAGUCGUAUGUAACCCUGCGGGUGCCUCUCUAUGUCUCCUAUGUCUUCCACUCCCCUGCUGGCAUUGGUGGCUGGCAACAUUUUGAUUUGCAGUCUGAACUGAGACUCACCUUUGUGUACGACACAGCUAUCCUCUGGAAAGAUGGGAUAGGCAGCCCUCCUGAAUCUGAGCUCCAAGGCUCCCUCUAUCCCAUGAGUAUGCGGAUCAAUGACGAAGGGCAACUAGUGGUGAACUUCCGAACAGAGAUUCGUUUCUGGGGCCGGCUGGUGAUGUCCCACCCAGGAACACCUCUGGCAUCAAUGGUGAUGUCUGCUGACCACCCUGGCCUCACGUUUACACUCAGUCUGUUACGAAGCGAGCCGACCUUCCACCAGCCUGUGCAGCAGUGGAGUUUUAUCUCCGACUUUGCUGUACGAGAUUACUCAGGUACUUACACUGUGAAAUUCAUCCCUUGCACUGCUGCGCCGGGUCAGCAAUACGCCCUUCCCGUCAUCUGCAACCCACGGGACCCAAUUGCGUUUGAUAUGGACAUCAGGUUCCAACAGGUCAGUGACCCAGUGGCAGCAGAGUUCAGUCUAAAUACUCAAAUGUUUCUGCUGUCCAAAAAGGAGCUUUGGAUAUCUGAUGGAUCAAUGGGAUUUGGAGAAGGAGCUGAUGUAGCCUUUACCAAAGGAUCUGAAAUCUAUGGCCGAGUGAUGGUGGAUCCAGUGCAGAAUCUUGGUGACUCCUUCAGCUGCAACAUCGAGAAGGUGUUCCUUUGCACCGGUGCCGAUGGGUACGUGCCCAAGUACAGCCCGGACAAUCAGGAAUACGGAUGCCUGGCUGACUCGCCGUCCCUCUUGUACAGAUUCAAGAUCCUGGAUAAAGCUCAACCUGAGACACAAGCAAGAGCCUUUGGGAACCUGGAGUUUCAUGCUACAUUAGCAGCUGAUCAUGCAGAUGCUUUUCCUCUAGUAAACCAGCCUGGUUCUGAUGGUUUCAGCUUGUCAUCUGCUCCACUGUUCCAGGUGGCAGCUGGCCGAGAAUGGUACAUUCACACUAUUUACACGGUCCGAUCGAAGGAAAAUGCACACAGGCACAAUGGCAAAAGAAGUCUUGACUACCACCACGGGUUGUCCUCUGCUAAAGGAAGAGUUAGCACCACAGCCUUUAAACGCAGCAGAAGAGCCAACCCAGACGCCCCCGUCUUCAUGCGAGACAUUGGAGCAAAUAAAAACAGGGGCACGAAUAUUCAGCAUAUUGCACUUGACCGUUCUGACAAAGCUGUCGUCAUCCAGAAGGACGUGGUCCCAGCUGGCGCGCCGCAUCACAGGCCAGUUCUGGAAAUCACAAGCAGGGACUCUGGAAGCGGUACUGUACCCGUUACCGGAGGCGUGACAGGACUGCUGUUCCUGAUCUGCACUGCGGUCGUAACUCUGUUUUUGUUGAAGCAGAGGAAACAGCCCUGUGCUGGGAAAAGCAAAGUGCCCAUCAGCCUCUCCAGCAGCAGUGACGCUGUGACCACCCGACACGGCAGCAGCGACAGUUCGGAAGUCUAG
Messenger RNA from Fulmarus glacialis (Northern fulmar), 3518 nucleotides. Its product is annotated as FRAS1-related extracellular matrix protein 2-like. Gene Ontology annotation, cellular component: membrane. The annotation marks the transcript as partial. NCBI's taxonomy places the organism in Eukaryota, Metazoa, Chordata, Aves, Procellariiformes, Procellariidae. The record is from RefSeq and is a predicted model, not a curated record. The transcript is spliced from 18 exons. Gene Ontology annotation, biological process: cell communication.